GGCCUUCCCUCACCCACUAUAUAUACGAUUGUGUAUACAAAGUAAUAAUCACAUCCAAUGCAAGUCAGUCAUAUGUAAAUCUGCAAAAUCACACCAGUCACCAAGCUUACAUCUAGAAGCAAUCAACACAGUAUAAUAAAGUGAAAAGGGUGAAAUGGAUGUUAAGGAGCUAAACCUAGAAGAACUUCAACAUGAGCAUCCACUCACGCUAGUAGAUUUGCAACUGAUACAUCGAGACUACAUAGAAUAUGAUGACGAGUAUGAUGCCAACGAUUUGAUCAUGAUGCAAAACUUUAAGUGCAUAUGUAACAGGUGUGACAGACGAAUUGACUGGUACCACCGUUAUUACUACAAGUGUAGCAUGUCGUCCUGCACUUAUUCACUCCAUAAAUUUUGUGAAGAAAUACCACCAACCUUAAAAUUCCAAGGUCACCCUUCUCAUACUCUUAUCCUUAAAAGAACAACUAACGAUAAGAAAUGUUGCGCUUGUCUCAAAUAUCAUCGAGAUGGCAUUUGUUAUCAUUGUUCAACAUGCAAUUAUGGAAUCGAUCUACUUUGUGCCACAUUUGUGGAGCAAAAUACGAUUCAUCACCCUGUCCACCCACACCCAAUGAUCUCUGUUAGUGUUGAACCCGGUUUAAACAAGUGCUUUGCAUGUGGGAAAAAACAUGAAGGGCAUUUCUAUCACUGCACCACUUGUUUUAAGUUCUCAAUCAAUUUCGACUGCCUUUCCCUUCCUUUUAAGUUAUCACUUCAAACUCAACAGUUUAACCAUCGCCACCUGCUCACCCUUUCAUAUUCACUUCUAGAUCAACCAUAUGAUUGCGAAUGCAGGAUUUGCGGUGUGAAUGUAGAAGAUGAACAUUUGAUUUACAAGUGCAGUAAAUGCAUGUAUUAUGUUCACCCAGAUUGUGCAACGCAAAGGAUAGAGCCUUUCUUGUCCGACUUCUUGCCCGGCUUAGGAAAAACAGAAAAAAAUUUCAAAGAUAUUGAUCAUCCCAACCUUGUUCACCUACCUGUCGAUGAUGAAUCACACAUCCUAUCACGUCAAAUAUUUGAAGGCGAGCCUUGGGUGCAAGAAAGAGAUAAAAAUGACUUACAUUCGAGGCAUCGGUAUCCAUUAGUCGUAAUAAAUAAUGACACAAGCACCCCUCUUCACGACCCAAUGAAGAGGAUUAAACUAUUAUGCAAUGUAUGUUCCAGACCAAUUACAAAAAUGCCAUUUUACAAAUGCCCUGCUGAGGACGAUGAUAGUUGCGACUUCGUUGUCCACAACUGGUGCACCCAGUUACCUAUACAACUACAAAACCCUGUGGGUCACCCAAAACAUAAGCUUGAGCUUUUUGACUUUAAUAAUAUCACUGUUGGAAUCAAAUGUGAUAUUUGUGGAUUGCCUUGCAAUGGAUUGAUAUACGCUUGCAAAGAUUGCGAUUACGUCAUUGAUGUUAAUUGUGCGUUUAUGCCUAAAGAAAUUACACAUGAAGCACACGCGAAUCACUUACUUACAAGAAUAGAUGGUGCAUCAUCAAGUCGUAGCAGUGUAUCGAAGAUGGAAUGCCGUGCAUGCCGUGUGAGUAUUGCUAAAAGUGAGAGUUAUUAUAGAUGUAAUGCCUGUGAUUUUUAUUUGCACUGCCGAUGUGCUUUGUAUUUACCUAAAACAAUUAGGCAUAAGUAUGACAAGCACCCCCUACAGUUGAGCUACUCCCCAGUUGAGGAUCACAAAAGUCGAUACUUCUGUGAAGUUUGUGAGGAGGAGCUUGAUCCUGGAAAGUGGUUUUACCAUUGUGCAGAGUGCGCACAAUCCAUUCACUCCGCAUGUGCUCCGUUAAUGCUUCAGUCAGAACAAGGUGCUAAUUCUCUCUCUGAUUCGGAAGGUGUUUAUAAGUACAUUAACAUCAAGUUUCGGGACGUUACAGAUGUUCUGUGGUUUCACCGACAUCCUCUGUCACUUGCUCCAGGGACUGAAAACGAUGGUUUAUGCAAAGAGUGUGGAAACAAAUUGCAAUCCCAUUUGAUCUGGAAAUGCUUACAUUGUAACUUUGGUGUUCAUUGUUACCAUCAUUCUCCAAAAGUGUAUGCGGGUGACCGAAGUCUAAUGUAUAAAUAUGAAGAAAACAAGCGUAUAAUAAAGCACCGUGGGCCUCAAACAAACUUCGAAUUCUACCCAAGUGAAAUGAUCAGACCGGAGACCCGUGAUUGGAAGGUUGUUGACAAUAGGUGAAGCAAUAAUUCUUGUCACCAAUUGACUAUAAGUAAAUAGUUUCAUUUACUAUAAGUGACUGUUGAAAAAUGUAAUACGCUUUCAUACUUUGUCUCUACAUUACAUCCAAUAUAAUAGAGCUAGCGAUUACUUCUCUUC
Messenger RNA from Helianthus annuus (common sunflower), 2359 nucleotides. RefSeq lists its product as uncharacterized. The record is from RefSeq and is a predicted model, not a curated record. The transcript is spliced from 3 exons. NCBI's taxonomy places the organism in Eukaryota, Viridiplantae, Streptophyta, Magnoliopsida, Asterales, Asteraceae. Bases 155 to 2221 code for a protein of 688 amino acids.